Molecule: messenger RNA, 549 nt
Organism: Lampris incognitus (smalleye Pacific opah)
Lineage: Eukaryota; Metazoa; Chordata; Actinopteri; Lampriformes; Lampridae
Gene: fam163b
Product: protein FAM163B
Exons: 2
Coding region: 1-549 (182 amino acids)
Source: RefSeq, a predicted model, not a curated record
AUGUCAGCUGGGACAGUGGUCAUCGCAGGGGGAAUUUUGGCUGCCGUCAUCUUACUGACCAUCGUCGCUGUAUUGUGUUUAUGUAGGUUGCAGUAUUACUGCUGUAAGCGGGAGGAGGAGGAGAAGGGGGAGGAGGAGGAACCGGACCUCUACAACAUGUCACCGUGUCGGCCGCUGGCCCUGCCCAGCCCUCCGUCGCCCCCGACGCCCGAAACCUACAGUGACGAGCCCAUCGUCUACUCCCCCACCUUCCUGACGGAGGCCAACGGGCCCACCGGCUACUCCCCUCCUCCACCUCAGCCCCUGCCGGGCCGCCGGUUCCAGCGCCCGCACGCCUUCUACUCGACGUGCGCCCGCUGCUCGCUGCCCUUCUACCUGCAGCGCCCGGAGAGGCUCUGCAACGGCGGGCGGAGGAUCAGCUACCGGACGGUGCAGCAGCGGGAGGUGGACCUGCCCGCCGACCUGGCCAGCCUUUACCACAAGCUCAACCUCAUCCGCUCGGUCACCAUGCGGGAGGUGGUCACCCACAGCGUCAGCACUGACGUCUAG